Molecule: messenger RNA, 810 nt
Organism: Pneumocystis jirovecii RU7
Lineage: Eukaryota; Fungi; Ascomycota; Pneumocystomycetes; Pneumocystales; Pneumocystaceae
Product: 60S ribosomal protein L7
Exons: 6
Coding region: 1-810 (269 amino acids)
Biological process (GO): maturation of LSU-rRNA from tricistronic rRNA transcript (SSU-rRNA, 5.8S rRNA, LSU-rRNA)
Cellular component (GO): cytosolic large ribosomal subunit
Molecular function (GO): RNA binding; structural constituent of ribosome
Source: RefSeq, a predicted model, not a curated record
AUGUUCAAACGUUCUAUUGAUCAUCGAUCACUUUUAUGUUCUUUAGAUAUUGAUUUUGACUAUUUUUAUAGUGAGAUGCAUGUUGACAGUGAAAAUUAUGUUCCUGAGACACUCUUAAAAAAGAGGAAAUCAAUCAAUAAGCAGGAUCUUGAAAAGAAGGCCCAAAUAGCUGCAAGAAAGAAGGAUAAAAAGUCUAAAAGACAAAUUAUUUUUAAGCGUGCAGAGCAAUACGUUAAAGAAUAUUUGGAUAAUGAACGGGAACUUAUUCGUUUGAGAAGAUUAUCAAGAAAAGAAGGUUAUUUUUAUGUUGAUGCUGAGCCAAAAGUUGUUUUUGUUAUUCGAAUUAAAGGUAUUAACAAAAUUCCGCCUAAACCAAAGAAAAUUUUACAGCUUUUCCGUCUUCUUCAGAUUAACAAUGGAGUAUUUAUUAGGAUGACCAAAGCUACAGCAAAUAUGCUUCGACUUAUUGAGCCUUAUGUAACUUAUGGUGAACCUAAUCUUAAAUCUAUUCGCGAGCUUAUUUAUAAACGUGGAUAUGGGAAAAUUAAUAAACAACGUAUUCCAUUAACGGAUAAUUCAUUGAUUGAAGAUAAUCUUGGUAAAUAUGGUAUUAUUGCAAUUGAAGACAUAAUCCAUGAAAUUUUUACAUGUGGCCCGAAUUUCAAACAAGUUUCGAAUUUUUUGUGGCCAUUUAAACUUAGCAAUCCAAAUGGUGGUUGGAGAGCAAGAAAGUUUAAAAAUUAUGUUGAAGGUGGUGAUUCAGGAAACCGUGAAGAAAAUAUUAAUAGUUUGAUCCGGAAAAUGUGUUAG